Messenger RNA from Fusarium graminearum PH-1, 1585 nucleotides. RefSeq lists its product as uncharacterized. Lineage: Eukaryota; Fungi; Ascomycota; Sordariomycetes; Hypocreales; Nectriaceae. Gene Ontology annotation, biological process: D-sorbitol catabolic process. The record is from RefSeq and is a predicted model, not a curated record. Gene Ontology annotation, molecular function: L-iditol 2-dehydrogenase (NAD+) activity; zinc ion binding. Bases 287 to 1429 code for a protein of 380 amino acids. The transcript has 3 exons.
GAUGACAACUUAGACUUAGUACCUAGCUACUGUAAGUACUACCUAUGUCAGUCGUUUCCAGGUCGACUCUCACCUUUCGCCCCAUCCUCAUGACAAGGCCGCCUUUAACUAACCCACAUCCCACUUUCUUUGCCCAUGACUAUCUAACACCGCUUCAUAUCUACCAUUUUCCUCAAUCUAAGCACUGUUAUUUACUCUUUGGUUAUUAGCAGCGACACUGAACCACAAUUAACCAACCGGCAAUUGCUCUUAUUAUAUAGGCAAUAUCGCGUCUUAUAUCUCCAUCAUGGCAACUGAUCGUGUCAAAGCCUCCGUCCUCCACGGUGAGAAGGACCUAAGACUGGAAGAGCGUGAACUCCCCAAGCCUUCCAGCAACGAAGUUCAAGUGGCUGUCCAAUCCACUGGUCUUUGCGGCUCAGAUCUUCACUACUACAACCACUUUCGCAACGGCGACAUCAUCGUGCGAGAACCUCUGACUCUAGGUCAUGAGUCGGCAGGCACAGUCGUAGCCGUUGGUUCAGAAGUCACACACCUCAAACCUGGGGACCACGUUGCCCUUGAAGUUGGUCUUCCUUGCGAGACCUGCGAGCUCUGUGAUGAGGGCCGCUACAACAUCUGCCGCGGUAUGAAGUUCCGAAGCUCAGCAAAGGCCAACCCUCAUGCCCAAGGAACGCUUCAGGAGCGAAUUAACCACCCUGCCAAGUGGUGUCACAAGAUGCCCGAACAUGUCACCCUCGAUCUCGGUGCUCUUGUUGAGCCUCUAUCUGUCGCCAUGCACGCUCGAGACCGCGCCUCCCUCCCUAAAGGCUCAACAGUUCUGGUUCUCGGCGCCGGGGCCGUUGGGCUUCUAGCAGCCGCUGUCGCCAAGGCCGACCAGGCAAAGACAGUCAUAAUCGCCGACAUUCUCAAGGACCGCCUGGAUUUUGCCACAAGCAAUGGCUUUGCCGACGCCUCAGUAGUUGUUCCCAUGGAACGCCCGCAAACUAUCGAGGACAAGCUGGCUUUCGCUCAAAAGGUUGCUGCCAUGGUCAAGGAGACUCAAAUCGAUGGAGAGGCUAUUGGUGAGGUUACAGCUGUCUACGAAUGCACAGGUGUCGAAACUUGUGUUCAAACCGCCAUCUACGCUACCAAGCCUGGAGGCAAAGUCAUGAUUAUCGGUAUGGGCACUCCAGUACUCACCAUCCCCAUGUCAGCUGCUGCCCUUCGCGAAGUAGACAUCGUGGGUGUCUUCCGUUAUGCCAACACAUACAAGGAGAUCAUUGAGCUCCUCUCCAACCCCCCUGCGAAUAUGCCCGAUGUUAGCCGUCUGGUCACUCAAAGGUAUAGCGGCAUGGACAAGAUCGAGGAAGCUUUCAAGAUGGCGGGGAAGGUGAGGGACGAACAAGGCAACCUUGUCAUCAAGGUUGUCGUGGACUUCAGCGAAAAAUGACUGCAGGCUCGUUUAUAGAAUUGUAUUACUUGAGCGGGUUUUCAUCGGUGUAUUAUUUGGGUGGAAUAAAAGGCGAGCAUGCUGAACGGCGAUGUCUUGGGAAUUUUGGAUACCUUUCGUGGUUUUAUAGAAAUCGGCGACGUAAUUUGACCGCUU